AUGGUACCAGGGUUCACAGACCAGCCAGGGGAGCUGAGGGGUUUCUCUAUCCACAUAUGCCUCUCUAAAGGUCCCGGGGGAUUUGGUUUCAACAUCGUGGGGGGCAGCAGAGCCAGGGAGUUUCUCCAAGUCUACAGCAUCACGCCAGGGGGACCUGGAGCUCUCAACACAGCGGAUAUCCUGGUGUACAUCAACGACGUCUGUGUCCUGGGAACGUCUCAUAAAGAGGUGGUGGAGAUGCUGAAGGCAGUGCCUGUGGGCCACAGUGUGGACAUGGUCCUCCGGAGGGGCUACCCCAUGCUCUACAACACAGACGGAUGCCUCAAGCAGCCCCAUCCUGGGUCAACUGAUGUCUGUGAUCCCCUCCUCCCGCCUACCACCACCCAGCCCCAGCCAUUACACCAGCUCCUCCCCCGCCCAUCCACAGCCCCAACCCAGACCCAGUAUCAUAAUCUCAAUGGCGUCCUUUCUCACCACCAUGACGUGGAUUAUAUGGGUCCAGGAGUGGGGCCAGGACUGGAUGCCAAUGGGAAUGCCACCUCCACAGCUACCCGACCGCCACCCUCUUACAGACACUCCAAUGGAAACCUCGCUCACUCCCCGGCCCCUUCAUCACCCUUUUAUAGAAUAUCCAGUGGACAUCUCUCUGACUCCACUGCCUUUGAUUCACCCUCCUACAGACGGUCUAGUGUGCACCCCGCUGACUCCGCCGAGCCGCCCUCCUACAGACGUUCCAGGCGUUAUCUAUCUGACUCCACCUCCCCUACAACACCAUCUUAUAGAUGUUCCAGUGGCAGCAUCACUGUCACCACCCCCCCGGUCCGCCCACCCCGCUCCCUGAGGGGUCUCGCCCACCUGCAGGCCCCGGAUAACUCCCAGAGUGACAGUGAGGUGGUCUCAGCCAUCGGCUCACACAGGGCAUCCAUGAUCCGUAACCACAACAAUAACUCCCUCUCUACCCCCCCUCAGCCCCUGCGCUACAGAACCUCUAAGAGUGACCUGUCAGAGAGCGACCUGUCCACCUCCUCCACACUCCCUGUGUCCAGACUGCCCAUGCCCCAGUCAGGAAGACCCCGCCUUUCAUCCUCCCCAGGCGGAGGGGUAUACUCCCGCUUCAUCAGGCCCCAGGCUUCCCUGCUGAGACCCCCUCCCACCCCCGACAGCCCACAAAUCGGCUUCCAUAGCAACACCAGUGGCAGUGGAAGUCACAGCAGCAUCUCGUCUCCGGGGUUGAUGAGCCUGUGCAGCGGAGGUGGGGUCAGAGGAGGUGGGGUCGGAGGUGGAGGGGAGCUGGUGCCUGUAGCCCUGGCUCAAUGUGAGGGGGGAGGAGAUAUGGGCUUCAGUGUGACGGCCGGGGGACAGGGGGGCAGGCUGGCCCUGAUCAAGAGGGUCUGGGAUAGGAGGCAGUGCUCCUCCCUACAGCCAGGGGAUGCCAUCAUGAAGAUCAACGGAGUAGACGUCCAGAGUCUCAGCUUUGCACAGAUACAACGAGUUCUCCAGGAAUACACCAAACAAAAAGAAGUUAUCCUAUUGGUUCACAGAGGAGGUUUCCAUCAUUCUUCCAUCUCCCCCAACUCUAUACGGAAAGUCCCCUCACCACUCCUUCGCCCCCCUCCUUCACCUGUGGCCUCAGACAAGAACCCAUCGCCCCCUGCAGUUGUCCUCUUCCCACCCCGUCCCACCUCCACCCCUCCUCCCCCUCCCCCAGCCAUGGUGCGCUCCUGUCUGGUCCAGAGCACCAGUUUCCUGGAGUCAGUCCCAGUCACCCUCACCAUGGAGCCCAAAGACUGGCUGAACGCGGGCAUAGAGGAUGAGAGGGACAGGGGGGUGGUGGUCCCAGGACCAGGGCAAGAGGGAGGGGGACGGAAUCGUGUACCCCGGGGAUUCGAUGUGGAGCUGAGGAGGAAGCCAGAAGAGGGGUUCGGAUUUGUCAUCGCUUCACAGGAUGUAGAGAAGGGGAAAGCUGCCUCCCUCCUCCCUCACCGGUUCGUGACGGUGCGUGGGGGCAGUCCUGCAGCGAGGAGCGGUCAGAUACGGCCCGGUGACCGGUUGGAGGCUGUUCAGGGGCAUUCUGUGGUGACCCUUCCACACCGGGAGCUCGCCCACAUCCUCCGCAGAGCUGGAAACACCCUACGCCUCACCAUCAUCCCCCGUCCUAGCACCUACUCCUCCAGCCUAUCAGAGACCACAGAUUAUGACCCCAAUUACACAAGCAGGAAAGGUCACAGGUCACGACCCAAGCAUGACUCUAGGUAUUACAGCGUGGAUCUAGACCGCGGGCAGACAGGGUUUGGGUUCAGCCUGCGAGGGGGCAGUGAGUACAACAUGGGUCUGUAUGUAUUGGGACUGAUGGAGGGGGGACCUGCCUCACGCAGCCACAAAAUACAGGUGAGUGACCAGUUGGUGGAGAUCAACGGGGACAGUACAACAGGGAUGACCCACAGCCAAGCAGUAGAGCAGAUACGCAGGGGAGGACACCACAUAUACCUGGUUCUAAAGAAAGGCCAUGGAUACGUCCCUGACUACGUCCGUGAUCGCAGAGUCACCUCCCCCUCCCUCCCACAGCAGCAUCCCGAGGAGCAGAGUGUGGCUCCAGUAGAUCUGGCCCGCCUGGAGGGCCGCAUCCACAGAUCCAAGGUGAAGACGCGGGGCAGGUCUUCGAAAGGGGAGAUAAAGGAAGAAGAAAGGAAGCAGAUCAGCGAGAGGAAGGAGCAGGGGCAGUAAGACACAGCCUUGAUUCAGACCCUGAUCCUGAGAGACAGGAGGAGGGCAGUGAGACAGGGGGUGGUGGAGUGUGAGAGAGGACUCAGGUGAGAGGGAAGGAUAGCAGGAGGAAGAGCAGGAACAAGGGAGGCUCUCACAGUUUACCCAGAGAUGCACUGAGGAACUAUGACAAUGAUGAUAUACACACAGAGGCGGAGGGAGGGAGGGAGGGAGAUAAAGAGAGGAAAAGCAGGAGUGAGGAGAGGGUCAGGAAGAG
Oncorhynchus gorbuscha (pink salmon) is the source of this 2980-nucleotide messenger RNA. Its product is annotated as membrane-associated guanylate kinase, WW and PDZ domain-containing protein 2-like. Gene Ontology annotation, cellular component: cytoplasm. Gene Ontology annotation, biological process: signal transduction. Lineage: Eukaryota; Metazoa; Chordata; Actinopteri; Salmoniformes; Salmonidae. The transcript is spliced from 11 exons. The record is from RefSeq and is a predicted model, not a curated record. Bases 1 to 2724 code for a protein of 907 amino acids. Gene Ontology annotation, molecular function: protein binding.